AUGUCAGACUGUGAGGAGGAAAGUCAAGACCGACAGCUGAAAAUCGUGGUGAUUGGAGACGGAGCCUGUGGGAAGACAUCACUGGCCACAAGGUUUGCACAGGAGGCCUUUGGGAAGCAAUACAAACAGACUAUUGGUCUGGAUUUCUUCCUGAAGAGAAUAAGCCUUCCAGGUAAUGUGAACGUGACGCUGCAGGUGUGGGAUAUCGGAGGCCAAUCUCUGGGAGGAAAAAUGCUGGAUAAAUAUGUAUAUGGAGCUCAUGGCGUCCUCCUUGUGUACGACAUCACAAACUACCAAAGCUUUGAGAAUCUUGAAGACUGGUUCACCAUGGUGAAGAAGGCCAACGAGGAGUCGGACGUCCAGCCGGUCAUUUCGCUGGUAGGAAACAAAAUCGAUCUGGAGCACUUGCGGACAGUGAAGUCUGACAAACACCAGCGCUUCUGCCAAGAGAACGGCCUCCUCAGCCAGUUUGUGUCAGCGAAGACAGGCGACUCGAUACAUCUUGUUUUUCAAAAGCUGGCUGCUGAGAUCAUUGGUAUAAAACUCAACAAAGCUGAGAUUGAGCAGUCCCAGCGUGUGGUGAAAGCCGACAUCGUGAACUACAGCCAGGACUCGCCGCUGGAGGGCUUCUCAUCAAUGUGUGAUGACAGUGGAAUAAGCUCCCAGGACAAGCUGGUACGAGGGAAGCGGUUGUGGGUAGAGUUUGUGCUCAGUAAAGAGACAGAGCAGGGCCAACAGCCGCAUGAUGAUUCUCACACUUCCAUUUUCCACCUGCUCGGAGCCAAAUCUUCCGCAUCUUGA
Messenger RNA from Knipowitschia caucasica, 801 nucleotides. The record is from the annotation of a GenBank genome assembly. Lineage: Eukaryota; Metazoa; Chordata; Actinopteri; Gobiiformes; Gobiidae.